GGGGUAUUAACUAUUAUAGCGUUACUUUCGACCACCUGGUUCCUGCUGACAAUGCCGACCCAGAGGUGCUACAGAUCAACAAAUAUUAUUGAGACAGAGGACAACAACAGUGCGUAUGCAAAUAAGUAUUUACUGUUCCCAGUAGAUGCUAAGGAUUACACGGGGAAGAAGCUUCUCGCCGUACCAAGGUGCUGUCAGAAACGUAAAGGUACACAAGACCGCGGCAGAGUGAACGACUCGGUACGACGAUGGGAGGAAGCAAGGAAAUUAGAAAGCCAAAACGCCUAGGGUAUACUUAUAUAG
Molecule: messenger RNA, 303 nt
Organism: Colletotrichum navitas
Lineage: Eukaryota; Fungi; Ascomycota; Sordariomycetes; Glomerellales; Glomerellaceae
Exons: 1
Coding region: 52-288 (78 amino acids)
Source: RefSeq, a predicted model, not a curated record